Messenger RNA from Coffea eugenioides, 1685 nucleotides. Its product is annotated as aldehyde dehydrogenase family 2 member C4-like. NCBI's taxonomy places the organism in Eukaryota, Viridiplantae, Streptophyta, Magnoliopsida, Gentianales, Rubiaceae. Bases 49 to 1566 code for a protein of 505 amino acids. The transcript has 9 exons. The record is from RefSeq and is a predicted model, not a curated record. Gene Ontology annotation, molecular function: aldehyde dehydrogenase (NAD+) activity.
GGGGGAGUUAUUUACAAAAAAAAGUGAGGUGUUGAUUCUGCUUGAGAGAUGGCUGUCCAAAGUAACGGCAAUGGAAGCUUGGAUUCUCACGUCAAGGUUCCUGUUCCUCAGAUAAAGUUCACCAAGCUCUUCAUCAAUGGAGAGUUCGUUGAUUCUGUUUCAGGAAAGACUUUUCAGACAAUAGAUCCAAGAAACAGGGAGGUGAUUGCAGAAAUUGCCGAGGGGGGCAAGGAAGAUGUCGAUUUGGCUGUCAAAGCUGCCCGAGAAGCUUUUGACAACGGCCCAUGGCCUCGUUUACCUGGCUUUGAGAGGCGCAAGAUAAUGAUGAAGUUUGCAGACUUAAUAGAUGAAAACAAUGAAGAAUUAGCCACCUUGGAGACAAUUGAUGCUGGAAAAUUGUUUUUCCUUUGCAAGAUUAUGGAAAUUCCAGGAGCAGCAGAAACAAUUCGCUACUAUGCGGGUGCGGCAGAUAAGAUCCAUGGGGAGACUCUGAAAAUGUCGACCGCGCUACAGGGAUACACAUUGCAUGAGCCCAUCGGAGUUGUUGGACACAUCAUUCCCUGGAACUUCCCUAGUCAAAUGUUUGCUAUGAAGGUUGGCCCUGCAUUAGCUGCUGGUUGCACCAUGGUUGUCAAGCCUGCGGAACAAACGCCUCUGUCAGCUCUCUUUUACGCUCAUUUAGCGAAGCUGGCUGGAAUCCCCGAUGGAGUGCUUAACGUUGUAACAGGAUUCGGACAAACAGCUGGUGCGGCAAUUAGCUCUCAUACGGACAUUGAUAUGGUAAGUUUCACGGGUUCUACGGAAGUAGGGCGGCUUGUCAUGCAAGCUGCAGCAACAAGCAACUUGAAGCCCGUAUGUCUAGAACUGGGAGGCAAGUCCCCCAUUUUAAUCUUCGAUGAUGCAGAUGUUGACAAAGUAACAGAACUUGCACUGCAGGGAACUCUAUUUAACAAGGGUGAAAUAUGUGUUGCUGGCUCUCGUGUUUUUGUUCAAGAGGGGAUUUAUGACAAGUUUCUACUGAAGUUGAAGGAGAAGGUGAAAAAUUGGGUGGUCGGUGAUCCUUUUGAUCCAACUUCUCAUCAAGGACCCCAAGUUAACAAGAAGCAGUACGAUAGAAUACUUUCAUACAUUGAGCACGGGAAGAAGGAAGGUGCCACCUUAUUCCAUGGUGGCAAGCCUUGUGACAGGAAGGGCUACUACAUUGAGCCGACAAUAUUCACUGAUGUCACGGAUGAGAUGAAAAUUGCACAGGAAGAAAUAUUUGGGCCUGUUAUGUCAGUGUUCAAAUUCAAGACCGUUGAGGAGGCAAUCAAGAGAGCAAACGCGACCAAAUAUGGACUGGCAGCGGGCGUUAUGACUAACAACAUUAACAUUGCCAACACCGUCGCAAGAUCAAUUCGUGCGGGUGCUAUCUGGAUAAAUUGUUACUUUGCCUUCGACAGAGACAGCCCUUAUGGAGGCUACAAAAUGAGUGGUUUUGGAAGAGACAUGGGAAUGGAUGGCCUCAAGAAGUAUCUUGUAGUUAAAGCUGUUGCUACUCCCAUUUACAAUUCACCUUGGCUGUAAACAUCCCGUAACAUCGAAAAAUUUUUAAAAACAAAAAAAAAAUGGCGGCGAAAUGAGGAUACAUCCUCAUACGGGAUUAAAUAAUGUCAGUUUGAGAAUGAAUUUCUUGCACUUUUUUA